GUCUGCCUGUCCUGUGACUGCAGUGUUUGUCGAAUUCACUUUAAGGGCACAAAACUUUCACUUUUGUUUCUCUUGGUCAUGCAGCUAACAACAGGCGGGGUUUUCCGCACACAAAGCUUCAAGCAGAAACCCACUUGGUAACUCAUCGAGGCGUCUUUCUUAAAGAAGUGUCAAAGCACAGGCCAAAUACAUCUGUGACCUGAGGAAGCUACAAACCAUGAGUGACAAAGAACAGGGUCUGCUACCUCUGGCUGCAGAGCAGGCUGCCAUUCUGGCAAAGUGUAGAAAUGCCUUUUGCCAUGCAGUUAUUGAAAAAUUUAAUUGCAUGGCUAUUCUCCACAAUAUAAAAGAGUCUGAAGCCUUAAGUAACACAAGUGGUGUUUUUUGUGCUGAGAAAAGAUAUUUCACAAGGCUGUCCAGUGGAGUGGAGAUAUCAGUCUGGAAAGAUGAUCUUACACAGCAUAAGGUCGAAGCUGUGGUCAAUGCAGCCAAUGAGAAACUACAGCAUGGAGGAGGUCUUGCACAAGCCCUGAGUAUGGCUGGAGGACCACAGAUCCAGCGAUGGAGUGAUGAUAUUAUAAAACGAUAUGGAUACGUGAAAACUGGUGAGGCUGUUCUUACUCCUGCUGGAAAUCUCCCAUUUAAAUAUAUCAUACAUGCUGUGGGUCCCAAAGUGCCUCAAAAUCCAACCCAGAAAGAGAUUGGAGAUGCUACACCGUUGUUAUAUAAUGCUAUUACUAGUAUCCUACAAACCGUUCUUCGUGAAAACAUAACUUCUGUUGCAAUUCCUGCUCUGAGUUCUGGACUUUUCAAUUUUCCAAGAGAUCGCUGUGCAGACAUUAUUGUGAAGGCUAUAAAGACAUUCCAUGAUCAUGGAGGGUUCCAGGGCAGGAAUUUAGAAAUCCAUCUCGUCAAUAACGAUGAACCCUCAGUUCAAGAAAUGGAGAGAGCCACUAGGGCAAUUUUUGAUCCACCAAGCACCUCUAGAUUGUACAGUGGGGCUGUGAAAGACAGCAGCCAGAGCAUGACCUCCUCUACAAGCCAAAGCUUGCAGUUUGAGAACAUAAUCCUGUACCUUAAAAGAGGGGCUAUUGAAGAUGAAAUGGUUGACGUACUUGUAAAUACCAUUGCACCAGAUUGUAAAUUGCACCAGGGGGUGAUUUCAAGAGCAAUUUUGAAGAAAGCUGGCGACGAGAUUCAAAAUGAGAUUUACAAAAAGAAAAGCAAUACCUCAUUUUACAGUUCAAAAGUUCUUUACAAGACAAAAGGAUAUAAUCUGUAUUGCAAAUCUGUUUUCCAUACUGUUUGUGCACAUAGAUCUGAUUCUAAAUCCAAAGAGAUUCUUUUCAAUGUGGUGUUGGAAUCUCUGAAGAAAGCUGCUGAGGAUUAUGAGUCUAUCUCUUUCCCAGCUAUUGGCACUGGUAAUCUGGACUUCAAAAAAUGGGAGGUUGCCAAAAUCAUGAUGGAUGCUGUGGCAGAAUUUGCCAAACAGAAUAAAAGGAAGAAACUGGAUGUAUACUUUGUUGUUUUUCCAAAAGACAAUGACAUGAUGAAGGCUUUUGAAAAUGAGAUGAAAAAGAGGAAAGGACAGGCAACGUCACCAGAAGUACAACACAGGCAAAAUUACAAUGUGGCAACCAAAGAAACCACAACAAAUGAAAUGCCAUCUGUUAUGUUUCAAAGUGCUACAAAGUGCAAUGAAUCUUUGAGAGAAGCAAAAGGGUGGGCUUGUAAUAUGCUACAGCUUUCUGGAAAGAGCACAAUUAAUAACAACCAUGUGAUAUAUCUUGGCCAAAAAGAACAUGAGUUCCUGCUCACUCUCCAAGCAGUUUUUGAUGUUCGCAUUGAAGAGUUCUUCAGGAGUGGGAAUGGUGGCAUAACCAUCACUGGAAGUCCCUCAGGUGUCAGCUGUGCAGCGAUUGAGGUGGAGUCCAUGCUUUGUAAGGCUCAGAACGAUUUUGCUCGAGCUGAAGAACGUGACAUUCUCUAUUCCGUGGUUCGCUGGAGCUGUAAAGAAGAGCCUUGGAUACAAACACCUGAAAUAAGUGGGAUUUUGGAGAAAGCUUUUUUGGCUGGGGAAGAAAACCAUGUGUUCAAAAACCACAAAGUCAGCUUGAAGUAUGAGCUUAUUGUUGACAAUACUGGAAAAACAAGCAGUGUGAAAAGGAAAUGCCUGUUGGAUCCUUUCCAGUCUCUUAACAAUUCAUUUUAUGCAAGAAAUCCUGUGACCAAAAAUUAUUUUUUGGAAAUAGAAGGAAGGAAAGCCUCCACUGCCUUCAGGCUCUCUAUCAUAAAGGUGGAGAAGCUAGAGAACAUCGUGCUGAAACAGCUAUUUGACAAGAAUAGGCAGAGAAUAAAAUGCCAACCAAAGCGCCUCUACCAGUGUGUGUCUGCUCAAUAUGUUGAUCUCAUCUGCAGAGUUGGCUUUCAGAAGGAGUUUGCCCCUCCUGCAGAACAAAGGCAUGGCAAUGGAAUUUACUUCAGCACUUCAGUGGAGGGAGCCCUGAAGCUGUGGAGGAAUCUGGAGCAUGAACAGUAUGUCUACAUUAUUCAGGCACAGGUCCUCACCGGGAACUCUGCGAUUGGUUCUCCAGAUUUCAUUUUGCCCCCAUCCUUAAAGGGAGACCCCUUGGAGCGUUAUGAUAGCUUGUCUGACAUGGGAGAAACAUACGUCAUCUUCAGCGUUCAACAAGCUCUUCCAGAAUACCUGGUCAUAUGUGCCAAAUCAAGCUCUGUUUAGAUGCUCACCUUUUUGAUUUGAAAUAACAUUUUUUCAUAUUUAGAAAUUAAAAAUAAAAGAUUUUUGCAAUCAUUAGUCACAUAUCACUUGGUGAGUUAUAAUAUACAUUUAAUCUCAUUUACUCUACAGGUCAAAGGUUGGGGCUCAGUAUAAUUUCUUUUUAAAAUUAUUAUUAUUAGCAAAUAAAUUACAGUUUUAAAAUUAUAUUCCAUGAUCAAACAUGACAGUAAAGACAAUUCAUUUUACAGAUUACAGUUUUCAGCAUUGAUGAUAAUGAGAUGUUUUUGAGACACAAAAUAUACAUAUUAGUAUGACUUAUGAAGGAUCAUGUAAAGUUAGUUUUGACAUUACAAGAAUAAAUUACAUUUAAGAUAUAUCAAAAUGCAAAACAUUAACAAUUGACAAAUUUUCAAUUUACAAUUUAAGAUUGCAUUAUUUUAUACAAAAAAUAAUUAAAAAAUAACUCUUUCAAAUGCAUCGAUUUCAGACUUCAAAUUUUUUAAUAGUAGUGUACAAUUUUUAUUAUUAUUAAGUAAUUUGUAAAUAUUGGUGUAAAAUGAAAAUAAUCAUUGAUCAUAACAGAAUAAGGGUAAAUAGUUUAGCUUAUAGGUUUAUGAUUUAAAAGUAUGCUUAAAUUCAUUUAUCAGUUAAUAGAAUACAAACAGUCUGGGACCGUUUAUUUUAUGAGAAAUCAAGAUCUUCAUAUUCAAUGUGAUUUGCACAGCUGAAUAAUAUGGAAUGCUUUGACAUAAAUAAAAAAAUGCCAAAUUCCAACCAA
Molecule: messenger RNA, 3518 nt
Organism: Danio rerio (zebrafish)
Lineage: Eukaryota; Metazoa; Chordata; Actinopteri; Cypriniformes; Danionidae
Source: RefSeq, a predicted model, not a curated record